Molecule: messenger RNA, 873 nt
Organism: Parnassius mnemosyne (clouded apollo)
Lineage: Eukaryota; Metazoa; Arthropoda; Insecta; Lepidoptera; Papilionidae
Source: the annotation of a GenBank genome assembly
AUGCGGGGCGCUCACUGCAGGAGGACCGCGGCCUGGCUCGCCGCGCUCGCGACUCUCCUGCUUUCCUGUCCGCCGCUGAGCUCGGCCGACCUUAAUGUGUCUACAACUACGGAAUUUGAUCCAUCUAAACGCGGCAAGAAGAUGUACGGUGACUCUUGUACCACGGUGUUGGAAUGCGGGUACCCUGACUCAAUAUGUGAGGACAACAUCUGCCGCUGUGAUCCUUCUAUGCCGAUUACUAAUGAUUUCGACAAAUGUGCAAAGGCUGCCGGCAUAAACGAGUCGUGCAUGUUUAACCAGCAAUGCGAAGCUACUGUGAUCAAGACCACUUGUAGGAAUGAACGUUGUGUCUGCAUGUACGAGAUGGUCCCCGAAGUUACUGCGACCGGUGAAAUUAUUUGCAAAUCUCAAAAGCACGUGGAAGAAUCUACACAGACACUCGAUCCAGCAAUGAUUGGCGUUUUGGUUGGCAUGGCUCUGAUGUUUGUGAUCAUUUGCGUCGUCCUCAGGCUUUUUAGCAGGGCUCGAUGGAGGGAGAACCGAACCAUAUUUAACACACCCAAUCCCCGGCUGAUGAACGUUUCCCUAUUGCGUGAUUCCAAACUAAUUCAUACACAGGAUCGUCGUGGUUCGCGUUUAAGCAUGCGUCCGCCAUCGAGACAAGCUAGUCAGCAGGAAUUAAGACCUCACUCGCCUAGUCCAGCACGCCAUCACCAAAGCCAUCAGCUACAUCGAAAGUCCUCAGGAUCAAGGCGUGGGUCUCGGACAAGUAGUGGGCAUUCAGCCACAUCCUUAAGAUCGGCGACUCUUCGCUCACCUACUGCUCCGGGACCAACAUCAAUCACCGUCGAAAUUCGUGCUCCAGAUACGUAA